GCUACUUCCGGUUUCGUACAAAUACCAUUCGCAUGAUGCAGUUAUGUACGCGCGUUUUAAUUUGUAUUGCGUAAUAAUUAAAAACUUAUAAAUAAUAAAAAGUUCGUCUUUCAAUUAUUUGAUGGAAGAAUUCGAUGGUAACGAGGAAACAGGUGAAACACGCGUAAUCUGAGUUUUUAAAAGUUUCGCAAAUGUUUCAUUGCGAUCAGUUGGAUUUUUUUCUUUCGAUCGAAAGGUAACUUUCGAUAUCAGUUGCAGUAUCGUAUUUUUAUGGAUGGAACACACGGAGUAACAUAACUCUAGCUGAUAAUUACGUCUGUAAAACGUGAACGUUUGACAGGACAUUCAUAGAAAGUUGGAGCGAAGUUGCGAAGUGGAUAACAGUAAAUUGUCAACAUGGCGAAUGCUGAUUUUAUCGUUACAAUUUCGGGCGCCGCGCUCUCUUUGUUGUUUUAUGAAAAUGUUCGCAAUUGCGGAGAUCAGAUGGGAUUUUUAUUGGGAGAAACCCUUGAGUUUGUAGUGAAAACGUACACGGAUGCCGACAAUCAGAUUGAAACAGUAAAAACACAGAACAAUAUCGAAACAGUUAUAACUUGCCCAUUGCCAGAUCUUUUAUAUGAUUCUAUCGGUAGAAUUAAUAAAGAAAAUGUGAAGGAUUUUUUACGUGACAAAAGUAAACAAGUGAUAGGUUGGUUUCGCUUCAGGAGAAAUACUGGAUUGGUACCGACUAUGAGAGAUAGAUUAUUGCAUAAUGAAUUUGCAACACACUUUUCUAAUGGUGAUUGCACCAAAGAAAAAUUCUUUGUUACAUGCUUAUUGAGUUCUUCAACAAGCGACGAAGGAGGUACACAUAAGUUUAAACAUGUAUUUUUACGACGUGUAAAGCGGAUACUUGAACCAGUUCCUUUAAGGAUAAAUAAUUUAGAAAAUAAUUCAAUUCUUCUGGAAGGUUCAGAUUAUAAACCUCCUCCUACCAAAAGGUCAUCCGAUUUACCAGAUGUGUUUACAAGGCUUAUAGAAUCUUUAAAUUUAGAUUUGACAAGAACGUCUGACUUGGAAUCUGCUAUUACUAUAGAGAAAGCAGCUGAACAGUAUUUAAAUCAACUAAUACCAGAAUUGUGUAAAUCUGAUUUGGAAGUGGCAGAGCUUGAAAAACAAGUUAAAGAAUUCAAAUUUAAUAAAAAAUCAAAAUUGAAUGGAAAUUCAAAUAAUAUAGAUCAUGAGACUGAAACGGAGCGCACCGUCGACGAACAGAAGAGACCACAGCAAACGUUUCCGUUAAGAAAAGAAUUUUCAGAAGACGACUGCGGUGAUAAUUGGGCAUUUAAAAACCAUUCUACCACAACUAGUCAAGCAAAUACUACCCACAAACCAAAAAAUACAGUAACGUAUGCUGAGAAAACUAUUAAUUACGGCAAAUUAAGAUGGCCAAAUGCAGUAGAAAGUCCAAGUCAAGAACCAUCACCACAUGUAAACUCCGUUUCCGAAUUGAAAGUGAACGUUACAGAUAAUGUAUCUAACAAAAUUAGACGCACCAAUAUGGAAUCAGAAGGAGUAGAAGAAUCUAUCUGGCAAAGUAACAUAAACAUGAGCGGAGUUGGACGAGGUAGAGGCAAGUUGUCGUACGACGUUUGCGGAUCAAAGAAAGCCAGAAGGACUUCGGAUCCAGUUGCUACGCGAAGUAACAGUGAAAGGACUUCACAUGUUCGAGUAUCCCAGCAAGAAUCGUCUGAAGCAAAUUGUGUACAAAAUGUUCAAAUACCUUACAGUCAGGUGACAAAGAAAAAAGCAAAUAGUAAAACAGAUUUGACGGAUAAUCAUUGAACAAAAGAGAUUCCUUUAUUUUUAUUUUACUUUAAAAGCUUUAUAACAGUAUACUUAAAAUUGUAGCGCAACUUUGUGCUAAAGAAAAGAAAGCGAUAAGAGGUUUAAGAGCGCUUACACUAGCUUGUACGCAUUGUAAAUAUUUAUACAUAAAGACACGUAUAUUUUAAAAUAUAAGUAAACCGAUCAUGUCUGAAACAUGUAAAGACGGGUCUGUUUUUUAAUGUUACGGAGAUGUGAUGAAAAAAAAUGCUAUCGUGCCGUGUUCAUAUUAACGAAUAUGUGCAUUAUAAAGUGGAGAGGCAUUACAGACUGAACUACUAAAUAGUUUUUAAUGCGUAUGUAACAUGCUCUUAAAUAUUUACAGUGCUCUAUAUUCCUAAUUUAACUAAGUUCCCAUUUAACUCGGAGAGAAAUAUACAGUAUAUGUUAUUCUUUGA
This is a messenger RNA of Megachile rotundata (alfalfa leafcutting bee), 2264 nucleotides long. Its product is annotated as BRISC complex subunit FAM175B. Gene Ontology annotation, molecular function: microtubule binding; polyubiquitin modification-dependent protein binding. Gene Ontology annotation, cellular component: nucleus. NCBI's taxonomy places the organism in Eukaryota, Metazoa, Arthropoda, Insecta, Hymenoptera, Megachilidae. Gene Ontology annotation, biological process: protein K63-linked deubiquitination; mitotic spindle assembly; attachment of spindle microtubules to kinetochore. The record is from RefSeq and is a predicted model, not a curated record.